Molecule: messenger RNA, 5625 nt
Organism: Spodoptera exigua (beet armyworm)
Lineage: Eukaryota; Metazoa; Arthropoda; Insecta; Lepidoptera; Noctuidae
Source: the annotation of a GenBank genome assembly
CUUACAUUUCACAAUGAUCGCAAUUGCUAAUGUCUGUCAUGUCAAAUUCAUAAGUUCGCUCGUUAGAACUUAUUUUUUGUUGUACUGUAGUUAUUAUUUAAGUAUGUAAAGUUGUGUGUCCAUUAUUAUGAAUAAUUAAAAAUAUUGUUUUAAAUUGUAAUAAAAUUGCGUCAAAAUGGCUAAAUGGAAAUUAACUCGUCAACAAUUUGGAGCCGAAGAAUUCACCCUUUCUGAGGGCGAUACGGUAACUGUCGGCAGAGGAAAUAACAAUAAUAUUACACUUUCAAGCGCUGUUAUAUCCAGGAAUCACUGUGUUAUACAUGUACACAAUAAUAGAGCACUAUUAACAGAUCUACAGAGUUCAAAUGGAGUGUAUGUUGGUAGUAUCAAGAUACCUCCUAAUACUCCAUAUGUCAUUCAAGAUUCAGAUGUUAUUGGGUUAGGAUGGACUAUGGCGGCACCCCUCGUCAAUAUAAAAGACACUGAAAAAUAUGUGUUUAAAUUCAUCAAACAAAAACCUGGACAUUCUAUUACAAGCAAAAUUAAAUUUCAAGCUGAAAAUGAUGAUGAUAUUGAAUCACAAGUUGCUAUGUUAGAUGCCAUUGUAAAGGAAGAAAAGCCAUUUGUUAUUAAAGAAAGCAGCAAAUCACCAGUGCUAAGUAGCAAAAUACCACAAAAGAGAAAAAUAGAGAAUGAUAAAGUUGCUGUCAAACAAGAGCCCAAGAAUAAUAACAUUAAUGAUAUCAAUGACAUUCCUAACAUAGUUCUGUCUGAUAGUGAUAAUGAAAUUGUUCGACCACUUGACGAGGGUGCAAAAAAACCAAAGCUUGAACCUGUACUUGAGGAACAACAAAAACAAACAACCAAAGAUGCUGAUACUAAUAUGAAGAAUGAAAAUGAUUUAGUAGAAUUUGCUUUCAAUGUCAAACAAGAAUACAUUGGGUAUGAUGAACCUAUUGAGAUUGAUGACAGUGACAGUGAUAGUGAGUCUGAGCAUUGGCUAAUGCGACUGUCCCAAAGUUCACCUGGAAAACCAUUUUUGAAAUCACCAAAAACAAGUAAAACUGAGAAAACACAGGAAGAUUCAUAUAGCCAGCUAGAUGAUUUUCUUAGUGAUGACUAUGAAAAUGAUGAUGUUAUGGAUGAUCUAAUAUCUCUUCCUAAAAUACCUCCUAAUCAAGAAUUAGAAGAAACACCUGAUAAAGUUACAAGUAGUAAAGUUCAAAAAAAACCUGCACAAGAAUCAAGUGAUGAUGCUGAUUCUGAGGAAUUAUUUGAAGAUAUAUUGUCAAUACAGACUUCAUCUAAAAAUACAAAUGAAGAUGAAAUUGAUGGCUGUCAUAUUGAGGAAUUAUUCAAAGAAGUAGACAGUAUCCUAAAAUCUCCUUUACAGGGUGAUUCAUUAAAAAAGGCUCAAUUAAUAGAACCAAUUGCUGUAUCAUCAAAGAAUAAAUCAAGUCGUCCAGUAGUUGAAGUUAAACCUAAAAAGUCUUCAUCUAAGCGUUCUCAACAAAAAUCAUCUUCAAAACCAUACAUGUCAAACAGUCAAAAGGAAGAGCGCAAAAAGAAACUUAAAGAAAUAGCUUGUAAGAAUAAGGAAACGGAAAUAAGAAAAAGUAAAGACACUGUAGGUGAUAGCAAACCAGUACUUACAAAUGUGAAGGUCAGUACUACUAACCGUGGAGCAUUUUUAACUGAUGUUUCUAAAGCAGUCGUUGCUCCAGUUAAUAGGAAAGAACAUAAUAGUAGUAAGGAAAAAAGUAUAAAUAUAUCACCAAAAUCCAAAGAUGCUAAGAAUCAUGAUGUCACUGAAGAUGUUGAAAACAAAAGAAGAGAGCCAGAAAAGUCAGAAAAACAAAAAGACAAAAGUAAAAGUUCUAAGCACAAAGAUCGCAGCAAAACAGAGCAUAAAUCCGACAAAGCCUUAAGUAAGCUAUCUGAGAAAGAGACAAGGGUACCACUCAAAAGUUUAAAACCAUUAACCGAUAGUGAAGAUUCUAUUUCUGGAAAACCAAUAUCCAAAGUUGGUCCAAUGAAACCUGAAAAAUCGAAGAAGAAGGUACGGUUUUCAGAGAAUGCGCCUCAGGUUCUAGAAUUCGAAAUUGAGCCUGGCAACAAGAUGAAGAAAACUAGUUUGGUUAAAACAACUCUGGUAGAUGUGCGUCAGUCACCUGUAUUUUCAUUAGAAAAGAUAACUCUGAUGAAAAUUCUUCGCUGGAACCCUCAGUGGUUAGAAGAGCAGCUGAAUAACAAUGAUCCUCCACCAAUCUUAGGUCACAAUAAAAUACCCAUGUCAGUUUUCCACUCAUUUGUGAACCACAAUCAGUAUGUACAGCUGGUUGGUGAUUUACUUCUGAUGGAAAUUUGGGAAUGUUUAACUAUAGCAUAUAUGAAAAUACGUAAUCAAAAUGUGGGAUUAGAAAUGAGAGUCGAGUCAUUGCCGCCCAUACCUCCACAAGAGCGAUGCCUCGAACUUUUCAAUCUUAGUGUUAACAUUUCCGUUCCCGCAGCCGAAGCUAAAUUGAAAGUGCCUAGAGUAGGAGAAGUACUUCUAGUUACAUUUGGGCCAGAAAACGCGAAAAAUCAAAGGUUCUUCUAUGUACACAAUGUGAGAAACCUACCGUCACCUUCAAGUAACCGACGCGCAUUCUUCAGUGUUUCACUACACGCAACAUUUGCAGACAAAUUAAAAUCACUAAAACCAGGGGAACUGAUGAUAGGAAAGAGUUUAGCUUUCAUAAACAAAGAGUUACAGUUGUUCGAAGCUAUGGAACAUUUAGCGGGAUCCCCCCUUAGUGAUGCCAUACUUAGGCCGGAGCCGCAUCAUUUUACAAAAACUCAAGAGGUCCCGCCACUUAUAAAUACUCAGUGGACAACGACUCUGAACCCGAGUCAGCUGGCGGCGGUGAGUUCUUCAGUGGCGGCGGCGCUCAGCGACAGACCUUCUAUACAAAUGGUACAGGGACCUCCGGGCACCGGCAAAUCAAGUGUUAUUUGCGCGAUUGUGAUGACAUACUUCUAUAACGCACAAGGCAAGAAGCAACAGAACAGGGGCAAACUGUUGAUAUGUGCCACAAGCAACGCCGCGGUCGAUGGACUAGUCGUUAGAUUACUGAACCUAAGACAAAGUUUACCUAAACCGGAACGAUUUCGGAUGGUACGUGUAGGACGCGAGGAGGCCAUGCAUCCCGAGGCCGCCAAUAUAUGUUCCCAACAGCUCGCCAAGCGCGACGUGGCCAGGAUACACUCCGAACAACCAAUUGCACCUAGCGGACUUAAUGAAGAGAUUCUUCACGUUGAAGCAAAAAUCAAUAUGUGGAAGACUCAAGAAAAAGACGCGAAGGAUCCGUCUCGAGUGGCGUACUGUCAGGGACGGGUCGCUGAUCUAGAGAAAAGGAUGGCUUUGUUGCGAUCGGGAGGCGGGCGCAGUGGCGCUGCAGAUACGCUCAGUGCAGAGCAGUUUGCGCGAGUGGAGCGACGCAUCAUAGAUGGCGCUGAUAUCAUCGUCACUACGCUCGGCAGUGCGCAGAGCUUCAAAAUGCGAGGGCUGAAGCGUCGAAUAGCACUGUGUAUAAUUGACGAGGCCGGACAAGUGAUCGAACCCGAGACAUUAAUACCUCUCACCCUUGACGUGACGCGACUGACACUCAUCGGAGACCCACAGCAACUGCCUGGAUUCAUCUGUUCGCAGAGAGCCAAGCAACAUGGUCUUAACGAGAGUCUUUUCUCACGCCUGAGUUCGUGCUCGGAACAUUGGGCCGGUGGCAGUCCCGUAGUUCUCCUCAACCAGCAAUACCGCAUGCACCCCGACAUAGCCGACUAUCCCAGCCGAGCGUUCUAUAACGGCAGAGUCAUGAAUGUACCGCCUCUCAGACCGAACUUACCUGUACCGCCUUAUAACAUCGUCGGGAUAUCCAGUGGAGAUAAAGCACAAGGAGUGAACGGUGCUAACGAGAUGGAGGCGUGGGGAGUAACUCGCCUAGUACUGGCACUGUCGCUAGCGCUCCGCCCCGCUGCAUUACGCAUUGCCGUCAUCACGCCAUACAACGGACACAAGGAUCUUAUUAAGAGACAUCUCAAGACCUUAAAUAUCGGGGAAAACCAAGUGGAGGUGAACACAGUAGACAGCUUUCAAGGUCAGGAGCGUGACGUGGUGGUGGUGUCGCUGGCUCGCAGCCAGGGCGUCGGCUUCCUCACGGACGCGGGCCGCAUGAACGUCAUGCUCACUCGCGCCAGGCACGCCAUGUUCAUCUGCCUCAACCCACAUGCUGUCCUGAAAAAUCAGCAAUGGCGGACGCUAGUAGAAGAUGCACAAAGAAGAAACAUGUACAAAGUGCUUCCACACAAAAUGUGUCAACCGAUAUCGGCAGCACAAUUACCCAGUGACAACAUAUUGGAAUAUAUUACUUAUAAGAAACACAACAAUCAUUCUCACCGUUAGUUCUGUUCCAGCCCUUGUUACAGAACUAACUAUAAGAGUGAUUGUUGUAUUUUAAAAUGCUUAGUACGAUAUAUCCUGCCUGUUAGGUGGCAGAUACGACAAGAAUGUCUGAUGAACGCUUUUUAGCCAUGUAUUAGCUGAGUCAAACUAACGAAGCCUUCUUGAACAAUGUAUAUUGCAAUGAUGGCGAGAUACGCUUGAGAAAAUCGCGCACUAUUUUAUUGAAAACCAUCGACUUUUAAACGAACAAUUUUGUAUAGUGACUAGCAUCUGUUGUUACCUGAAUGUUAAUUUAUGAUAAAGGAAGUGAUAAGACUCGUUAUGUGAGUAGUUGCAAAUGCUACUAUCGAGCAAGAGGUUUCGGCUUCGAUCUGCAGGCCAGGCAAAAAAGGUUUGUAUUAUAGGUCUUUUUAUUUUACUGUUAUGAGCACGGGUUUCGGAAUUGUGACUGGUGAAUGGAAAUAAACCAUUAAACGUAACUAUUCGAAUUAUGGGGAAAAAAGAUUGAGUAUAUUGCCACCGCUGCCUUUCUCUUCUGGGGAACGCAAAUGUGAUAUUAUGAUAACUUAUAAUUGAUAUUUGAAUUUAUCACGGAGGAUUGUUCAACGCAAUGACUAAUAAAAAGCUUUUCUUUUAUGUUGAAAAAUCGUACUAGUUUUAUACCAAUUGGACUACGAAAUAUGUAAUUCUGCACAGUGCGUAGUAGUUAUGAAAGUAAUUCUCUAUUUAUUUCCAUACCUUCAAAAGUAUAUGAAGGUUUACUUAUGAGAGUAAAGAGAUGUUUUCAUUCAUAAAUAACGUUUUAUGAGAGCGUCAUAAAUAUGUAUAGUGAAAUUGGAAAUAUAGUGUGAAUAUCCUUCAAGGACAUGGAUUUAAAAGCCACGGUAAAGUCAGGAAGUAGUCACAGUAUUUUCCAUUGAUUUGUAAGACUGAUUGAUAAAAGGGCUGGCUGUUUGACGCCUUGUAAAUAUUGCUUGGAUCUGAACUUAAAGUUGGCGGAGCUGUGUUUGAUAAAAGAUCAUACAUACUGUUAUGAUCAAGUCAGUAGGAUAAGUAUUUUGUAUUAAUAAGGUGUCACUAGUCAUUCGUUCUAGCACCAUCAUUAUCAAGGAUUUUAAAUAACACAAUUUGUCGCUAAAUAUCAAAAUUAUCUAUUACUAAGCUCAACCGUUUUGAGAAAAAAA